This is a messenger RNA of Schizosaccharomyces octosporus yFS286, 1801 nucleotides long. Its product is annotated as dolichyl-diphospho-oligosaccharide-protein glycosyltransferase. Bases 105 to 1442 code for a protein of 445 amino acids. Gene Ontology annotation, cellular component: membrane; oligosaccharyltransferase complex. The transcript has 2 exons. Lineage: Eukaryota; Fungi; Ascomycota; Schizosaccharomycetes; Schizosaccharomycetales; Schizosaccharomycetaceae. The record is from RefSeq and is a predicted model, not a curated record.
AGUUGCAUACUACAUAAAACUAGAAUUUCGGGUUAUUUUUGAAAGGAUUAGUCCUUACAAGUUGCGAGCACGAAUAAUAAGUCUGUGAAAAAUAACCCGUCAAAAUGUGGUUUUUGAAGGCCUUUUUAUGGACAUUAAUUGUUGGUUUUGUUUUUGCAGAACAAGUCUGGAAGAACAGCAAUGCGAUUCGAUCCAUAGAUUUACGAUCUACAUUCAUUAGGGAAACAAAUUCAUUAAUCAUCGUCAAUGAAGGUAAUGAACCUGAAAGCGUUUAUCGUUAUCAUCAACAUUUAAAUGAAAAUGAAAAGGUUGCUGAAAUACAAGCUGUAAUUAAGGAGCUUUCAAAAAAGAAGGCCCUAAUUACGAAGGUGGAUGAUGAAUCCUUUGAUAUUUUCUUGGAAACUCCCGUUCAGCCUGGUCAAAGCCUUACAAUUACUGUCCAAGCUAGUCUUAUUCAUGGAUUCCGUCCUCUUCCCGCUGCUAUUGAUCAAGAUGAUGCUCAAUAUUUGGUGUACAAGACUUCUAGGUUCCUUGAUAGUGUUUAUCCUACGGAACAACAGCGUACUCGCUUUAUACUUCCAUCUUCCGAAAUUGAGUCUUUCACAACAUUUGAAGAAUCUCCUGCUCGUAAGGGGAAUACGCUUGUCUAUGAAACUCGCUCCCUCGUUGUUCCCGGCGAUUCUGAGGAAGAAAUUCAAGUUCGUUUUGAACACACUAAUCCUCUUCCCAAUGCUCUCGACUUCAAAAUGCAAGUCGAACUUCAUGAAUAUCGCCAAAAGAUUGAUGUUUCCGAGCGAAUUAUUGUCGAGAACCGCUCUGCGAAAUUAAAGAAUCCUUUUGAUCGUGCCAGAUGGUACAUGAAGAACUUUUACAACCCCGUAUCCACUGCCAUCAACCGUUUCCUCAUCACUUUACCCAAAGACGUAAGCGAUGUUUCGUACACGGAUGAAGUUGGCAAUAUUACCACUUCCCAUAUGCGUACCGAGCCUAAACAGACCGUGUUGGAAUUGCUUCCUCGUUAUCCCGUUUUUGGUGGAUGGAAUUAUUUGUACAAUUUGGCUUGGUCGAUGCCCUACUCUACCUUUGCUAAACAAGAGGAUGAGCAAACUGUGAUUAGACUUCCUCUCACCUGGGUUCCCGGUGAGCUACUGUUUGAAAAAGCUGUCUGGUCCUAUGUUUUUCCUGAGGGUGCUACUAACGUUUCCGUGAAAAUGCCUGUAACAGUCGACUCCACAAGGGUGGAGACUGUUCACAAAUUCUUGGACACAAAAGGCCGUCAAGUUUACACUUUUGAGAGUACCAAUGUCAUUGAUGGAAGUCCAUCUCAGUUUGUAGAAAUCUCCUACAAUUUUGAUAGUUCUAUUAUGUACAUGCGUGUUGCAAUCAUCACCGUUUUAGUUUUGGUUCUUGCUACCGCCAUCUAUCUUAUUUGGGCCCCUUAAGUUUUCAUGAGUCGCUUGCUGAGCAAACAAAAACAUAAGUUCCGUCUUUUCUAUACGCAUGUAAAUGAUUUCUUUAAAUCUAUGGUAUUCACCUAUGAUGUUUCUUUAACGCUGAACUUGCUUUACAGGUUCAUGAGCUUAAUUUAUAAAAAGCUAUUUUGAAAUAAACCCGUACGUACAUUCUUUUAUAGUUUUACUUUCACUUAUAAAUGGAUCCUUCUCAAUGACUUCUUUUCCGAUCAAAUCAUCCAGUAUACGGUGUAACUUGGUCACUGAAAGCAAAUCAGUAGAAUGUCAGACAAUUUAAUGGAAUGUAUUUUGAUUUAAUGUAAUAAUAAAAUUAAAUUCUGUUGUUCAUA